Molecule: messenger RNA, 3129 nt
Organism: Owenia fusiformis
Lineage: Eukaryota; Metazoa; Annelida; Polychaeta; Sabellida; Oweniidae
Source: the annotation of a GenBank genome assembly
GGCAAAUCGUCAACACAGUGAGCCAUAUGAGAUACUACUGUCACUGCUCCUUUGUCUCUCUUCUGGCAACAGAAGCUGACAAGGCCUGAAUCACAAAGUGACACUCAGUCUCCGAGGAAGUCGUUCUGUCGUAUUAUUAUAUCUCAAUCGCCAUGGUAUAAUAGCUGAAAAGGAUCCAGGUGAAAAAGAUGAGCAUAUAGUCCUUUGGGCUCAUCAUUCAUGUUUCGACUGAAUAUGAUUAUACAAGAUAGAUGCGUACAAUCAAGGAUUAAGAGAUAAAAAGGAGCGAAACUAUCAGAUAAAAUAAGUAAUUGACUUUCACUGUACUGAAGCUACAAACGAGAAACUGUAUUAUUAAAAACCAAUUCUAGUUUCUGUUUCUGCAUUUGACAGUUGAAAAGCAUCACGGCACUGCAAAGAGCAAUAUUAACAAUUUGAAUUUUAUGACAAAAAUGUUGCGUCCUUUAUAGAAAAAUAAAUGGCAGCGACACAGAUAUGACCAAAUUAAACGUGAUUAUCGGAUGAUAUCGAAAAUCAUUCCGACUCAGUAAUUUAGUGUCAUUAGAUCUAUAAAAGCAUCUUAGACACAAUUAUAGUAGUUGAGAAACCCCAAUGGAAUUAUUUAUAAACCUGAGGAUUAUAAAAUAUAUAAGCGAGGACUCAAUGUACAGGAAGUCACGAGAAUUGGAAUAAAAAUUACUGGAUAUGCUUUUUAAAUCACAAAAUGUGGAUUAACGGCACGAUUUAUGAGAUUAUGAAGAAAUUGCCUCUGCUUGUUUUUCUGGUCUUGACGAUGAUCAGCGGCACAACAGCUGCGGGAAACGGUACUUCGGCAAAAAAGCCGAAGUACAUCAUGAUUACGAUAGAGAAACAAAUGGAACUGAUCCACAAUGCAUCUCAACAGUGCAUCACGAAAAUUCUGAAAGAUCCUGAUCCCAAAGAUGGAGUGUAUUGUGGCAUUGCGUGGGACGACAUAAUGUGCUGGCCGUAUACAAAGGCUGGGGUCAUGGCUAAACAACGAUGUCCAAAAUACAUCAAUGGAUUUGCUGAUACAGACGCAUAUGCCACAAGACAGUGUACGGAAAAUGGAACGUGGUUCAUUCACAGCGAACAUAACAAGACAUGGACAAACUUCAGUGAAUGCUACGUGGGUCAUAGGAUUCCUACAGAAAGUACAUUUCGAGUGUCAAAGAUUAUCAUUGACCACAUAGACCGAUUACAAUUGAUGUACAAUACGGGUUAUGGUCUCUCACUCGUGUCCCUUGUUAUAGCUAUCAUAAUCAUGCUUUAUUUCAAAAAACUCCAUUGCCAGAGAAACACAGUACAUAUCAACUUGUUCCUAUCAUUUAGCCUAAGAGCUGCUGUGUCAAUAUUCAAAGACAAUGCUAUGGAAAACGGUGCCUUCUUUCCAAAUGAUUUUCAUAUCAACCCAUAUGGCAGACGUGUCUUCAACCCAAAUAUAUCACACUGGGAAUGUAAACUGCUGUUCUCCAUCCUGCAUUAUUCAUUGGCAGCGAACUAUAUGUGGAUCUUUGUCGAGGCUCUUUACCUCCACAUGCUUAUAUUUGUCAGUGUCUUUUCUGACAGGCAUGGUAUCAAGUGGUACGUCGUCAUCGGAUGGUUAUCCCCCUUGCUGUUUGUAGUACCCUGGAUAAUUGUUCGUGCCACAUUAGACAACACAUUCUGUUGGAAUACUCACCCACAACCAAAUUACUUCUGGAUCACUAAAACACCAAUACUUAUUACAAUACUUGUAAAUUUCCUCUUGUUCCUUAACAUUGUACGAGUAUUAUUCACAAAGAUGAACACCCCUUCGAGCACACCUGAGGCAAGACGCUACAGGUACAGAAAACUUGGAAAAUCCACACUCGUGUUGGUUCCUCUGUUUGGUGUCCAUUAUAUCAUAUUUGUAGCAGUCCCGGAUGAAAUAGGGAAACAUUCAGAUGAUAAUAACUUCGAGAUAGGGAGACUAUACUUUGAGAUGUUCUUUAAUUCAUUUCAGGGGUUUAUUGUUGCCAUUUUGUACUGCUUCUGUAACGGCGAAGUCCAAGCAGAGAUCCGAAAAACCUGGCAAAGGUAUCGCCUCAUGCGGGGUGGAGGGUCACUUCAUUGUAGCACAAGUCGUGGAGCACCAUCACGCUACGACACUCAGACAUCUGUCAUGACAAGAAACAAUAGAAAUUCCACAUACUCAAUAGGUUCAGAAAAACUUGAAAAUGGUCAAAAUGGAUCAACAAAGAACGAAUCUCCGUCGAAUAAAAAGAAGGGGCCUUUUUCUUUUCUUAAAAAUGGUAGUCCACCGAAGGGAAAAUCUACAAAUGGCGCAUCAACUCUGAUUAGUAAGAUUCCUACGGACACUACUAAAUGCGAGACAGAAUCGUUAAUGAAGACCGAAAGUGUACUUUAACAAAACAAAUAUUGAAACAUGACGUUUAAGUGCUAUCUGGAUGACAAUCAUUAUUAUUAUUAGGAAGGGACCAGAAAAUGUAUUCUUCUGAAAAGAAAACAAUUAAUUCCAAUGUAUCAUCAAGUCUUUUGGCGACCAUAAGCAUGUGUUAUAUGGGAUUAACAUUUUACAUAUUGAUAGAGAACUCACUUAAAGAAUAUAUUUUGUAUGAAAUGUUUACCUCUAUACGUAAAUUACUUGUAUAAAUACAUGUAUGUACAUAAUAUUUAAUACGUACUGAUAAACAUCUUUUGACCGUCUCAAGUGUAUCUGGCAAAAUCACUAAACAGAAACUUACAUUUUACAGCAUUUUACUUUGUAUUACUUCAUAUUGAGGCGUACCAUUAAACAAUAGAAAAAUGAUGAGAUAUAUACAUGAUCCAAAAUAUUAGAUUUUAUCAAUCCAUAUUGGACAACAUGUAGUACAUUCUACAAAGCUCGUAUUCACAACAUAAAUCAAAAUAAAUUAUUGUAUUGUAUUCGGAUAGAUAUUAUCGCAUCGAAGUGCAAUGAAACAACGUGUAUUUAUAAGAUCUGUGAUAUAAACGUUCCUCUACUCUAGUCUUUUAUUAAGUAGAAUAGUUUAGAUGUAAACUAUGAGUUGAACAGUAAACUAUAUAUAGUUUGUAUAUUGUGUACAUAUAAUGUAAAUAUAGUCAUAAAUAAAUACGAUUAAAAUAUCA